Messenger RNA from Eufriesea mexicana, 1949 nucleotides. RefSeq names its product neuropeptide CCHamide-1 receptor. Gene Ontology annotation, biological process: G protein-coupled receptor signaling pathway. Gene Ontology annotation, molecular function: neuropeptide receptor activity. The record is from RefSeq and is a predicted model, not a curated record. Bases 245 to 1678 code for a protein of 477 amino acids. The transcript is spliced from 7 exons. Gene Ontology annotation, cellular component: plasma membrane. Lineage: Eukaryota; Metazoa; Arthropoda; Insecta; Hymenoptera; Apidae.
CGAGCAGACGCGGUUGUCUUCUACCACUCUCGCCGAUCUUUCCUCGGUCUCGUCGUUCAGUACCCUAACACGGCCACCCCCGAAACGACUUCCAUCAAUUCAUCCAGAGACUCGAUAAGAGACGCGCCUGUGGACCGCCUGCGGCCGUUGGCCAGCGGAAAACGCGAUCAAGAUGUGAAGCUAGGAAAUUCCUGCUCGAAACACAAGGGACCACGUAGCAAUUGGCCACAGGAAGCACGAAAUCAUGUUCAAGGCGCGACCCACCGUUUCACCCUUGUCUCCGCUCGCAUGGACCACGCCGUCCGCCUCGUCCAUCCUCAGGGUGACUUCCGGUAUCGCGUCGACCACGCAUUACACCAGCAUAAGCAGCGUGUACGGCGUGAUCGACCAGAUGAUGCCGAAAGAGGACGACGAACAGACGAACGUGGAGGAGAAGUACACGCCGUACGGAGAACGGCCGGAAACCUACAUCGUGCCGAUCGUUUCCCUGCUGAUACUCCUGAUCGGACUCACCGGAAACGGCGUCCUCGCGCUGACCAUACUGCGGCACAGUAACAUGUGGAACGUUCCCAAUAUUUAUGUCUUCUCGUUGGCGCUCGGAGAUCUCUUGGUGAUCGUCACGUGCGUGCCAUUUACCUUCACGGUGUACAUUUUGGACUCGUGGCCUUUCGGCCUGGUAUUCUGCAAAGUCUCCGAGUGCGUCAAGGAUAUCUCCAUCGGUGUCUCCGUGUUCACCUUAACGGCCCUCUCGGCGGACAGAUUCUUCGCCAUCGUGGAUCCGAUGAGAAAGCUUCACGCCACCGGUACGGGAAGACGAGCCACGCGUUUCGCGGUGAUCGUCGCCGCGUUGAUUUGGCUAUUAGCCAUCAUGUGCUCCAUCCCGGGUUCCUUCUCCUACAUCAGGGUUUUCAAAGUGAACAGCAACGUGAGCUUCCAAGCCUGCUACCCGUACCCGGCGGAAUUCGGUCCGAAUUACCCAAAGACGAUCCUCGUCUGCCGGUUCUUCAUAUACUACGCCGUGCCGCUCAGCAUCAUCGCUUUCUUCUACAUCCUCAUGGCCAGACACCUGAUGCGCAGCACUAGAAACAUUCCCGGCGAGAUGCAGUGUCAGGUGAAGCAGGUGAAGGCACGGAAGAAGGUUGCAAAAAUGGUGAUGGCGUUCGUGAUCGUUUUUGCAGUGUGCUUUUUCCCUCAGCACGUGUUCAUGCUAUGGUUCUACAUCCACCCUACCGCGCAAAGGGAUUAUAACGCGUUUUGGCAUUGUUUCCGGAUUCUCAGUUUCUGCCUGGCGUUCACCAAUAGUUGCAUUAAUCCUAUCGCUCUGUACUGCGUGAGCAGCACAUUUAGGAAAUAUUUCGACAGGUAUCUGCUUUGCUGCGUGCCGAGGCGGAUCCGCAGGCGACACCGACGCUCGUCAGACCUGAGCUCACGAGGACGGGGUCAAAGCUUCUCGCUGAUGAGCUCUAGAAGGUACGACUCCCGACGAGGACAGCGAAGCGUCGUGCAUCUGUCCAUGCUGGGAACCGACGGGAGAGCCAGUGUCCCGAUCAAAGAACAGGAAACGACCAUCAGCCUGACAGCCUGUCCAAACGGGGUCGAGGAUGGCCUGAGGAGCCAUCACGAUUCGACGGCGGAACAACCGAUCAGUCGCGAGUGCUCCUUGAAAUCCAAGGACUGAAUAAUUUUCAGCGUCUUUCCACGUAACCCUUGAUCGCGAGUGCAUCUCCUUUGCUCGUACAGAGACUAAUCGCGUCGGCGGACCAGAGACAGUUCGAGUCAAGCGUCACGUUUUGUCUCGAAGUUCGUUCAAAGAGGAAAGGAAGCAUCGUCCGUGUCUCUCGUCUUUCGUGAAUCUUCGUCCAAUUGUCAUUGUUUAAUCUCGAAUGCACCAACAUCGUCGAAACUAGCGGUAGGCAGGCAAGCAAUCUGUGAAUUGCGCCAUGGUUCGC